Trachymyrmex cornetzi is the source of this 882-nucleotide messenger RNA. RefSeq lists its product as uncharacterized. The transcript is spliced from 5 exons. NCBI's taxonomy places the organism in Eukaryota, Metazoa, Arthropoda, Insecta, Hymenoptera, Formicidae. The record is from RefSeq and is a predicted model, not a curated record. The coding region runs from base 1 to 882 and encodes 293 amino acids.
AUGCCGGUAAUUACAGAACAUAGAUUGGAAUUUUCACAUGAAUUUGACUGGAAUGGAAUAGAGAUAUUGGAUGAAGAAAGAAUUUUAAACAAGAGACUUACAUCGGAGAUGAUUCAUAUUAAAAGACAAAAGAACAGUUUGAAUCUACAAACGGACACGGAAAGACUGAAUUCGGCGUAUGAAUUUGGCUUACACUUUCACGGAACCGAUAACUGUGAAAUAAGUGAACCAGUAUCAAUUAGCAAUUCAUUUUCUUCAGGAUUAAUAUCUUUAUCUGGUGAAGAAGUUACUCGAACUCUAUCGCAGUUGAGUCUUGGUACUCAAUUACCUGUAAUUAACGAAGCUCUGCCAUUAUUAAAUAUAAAUCCAAUUGAUAAAUAUGCAAUAAAUAAUCCAUUAUAUUUGAGUGAAAAAUAUAACGAAAUUUGCUCUACAUUUGCGACAUUAUUACAAAUAGAUGAUAAAUCUAACCAUUAUCAGAACUCAGUUGAUUACCAAAAUAUUGUAGAGAAUCUCAAAGCUAAAUUUAAGGCUGAGAGUACUACUAGAAGUGAAAAAUUACAAAUUUUAACUCUAUUGCCUUCUGAUUGGAGCAUCAAUAAGAUUUGCGAUGUUAUGGGUGCUACAAAACACAUGGCAAUAGUGUCAAAACUUUUAAAAGAAAAAAAAGGAACUUUGUCGAUGCCACAGAGAAAAAUAGGACGACCUCUAUCGAACGAAACUAAAUGCAAGGUCAUAGAAUUUUAUAAAAAUGAUGAUGAACAGUAUCCUGAUGAUUGGAUAGGGUUUUCUAGCUUUGCAUCAUUAAGACCUGUCCAUUGUGUACUUGCAGGAUCGAGUGGUACUCACACUAUUUGUGUAGAAUUACAAAAUGUUACAUAA